Messenger RNA from Capsella rubella, 1150 nucleotides. Its product is annotated as probable S-adenosylmethionine-dependent methyltransferase At5g38780. Gene Ontology annotation, biological process: methylation. The transcript has 3 exons. Gene Ontology annotation, molecular function: S-adenosylmethionine-dependent methyltransferase activity. The record is from RefSeq and is a predicted model, not a curated record. The coding region runs from base 1 to 1092 and encodes 363 amino acids. NCBI's taxonomy places the organism in Eukaryota, Viridiplantae, Streptophyta, Magnoliopsida, Brassicales, Brassicaceae.
AUGAAAAAAGUGGAGAUUGUUCUUAGUUCACUUCCUAUGAGUGGCGGAGAUGGCCCAAACAGCUACUCUAAGAAUUCUCAUUUGCAGAGAAGAACAACAAGUUUGUUGAAAGAGGCAAUAGACAAAUUGAUAAUAGAGAAACUCGAUGCAAAAACCCUAAUCUCUGGCUCCAACAACACGUUCCGCAUAGCCGAUCUUGGUUGCGCAACUGGACCAAACACAUUCUUUCUCGUUGACGACAUCAUCAGAUCCGUUGAAACCAACUUAAGAAGAUCAAAAUCCACAAAACCAGAGUUUCUUGUCUACUUCAACGACCUACCUGAAAACGACUUCAACACUCUCUUCACUUCUCUCCCUCGAGAUGGGAGUUACUUCGCGGUCGGGGUUCCCGGUUCGUUCUACGGCCAUGUUCUUCCUCGAUCCUCCGUUCAUAUUGUAGUGACGGUUGCGGCCACACACUGGCUUUCAAGUGUUCCAAAGGAUGUGGUGGACAAAAGCUCCAAGGCUUGGAAUAAAGGAAAGGUUCAUUACUCAAAUGCGGCGAAGGAAGUGGUGAAGGCUUAUGAAAAUCAGUUCGGUCGUGACAUGGGGAAGUUUCUAGAAGCUAGAGCUAAAGAACUAGUGAGUGGAGGUCUUUUGGUUGUUGGAAUGUGUGGGAUUCCUAAAGGUAUGCCUUUCUCUAAUCUUGCCGACGGUAUUAUGUAUACGUCCAUGGCUGAAGUUCUCAUUCAAAUGCAAUCCAAGGGUUUGAUCACAGAAGAGCAAGUAGAUACCUUCAACAUACCUAUCUACUCACCAUCGCCUGAGGAGGUAACAUUCUUGGUAGAGAAAAAUGGAUGCUUCACAAUCGAAUCGAUGGAACUGAUGAACCCUGCAGCCUGGCUCAAACGGCCAAUGAACGUGGAGGAUGUGAGGCAAUGGAUGGUUUGCAUAAAGGCCACAAUGGGAUCUCUCUUCAUCAACCAUUUUGGUGACCAUGUCCUCGAUGAGAUUUUCGACCGUCUCACUGUAAAACUUGUUGGACUUACUGAGAAGAUUGAAUCUAGCUACCGUGAGAAGCUCAUGAUGUUCUUUGCGUUGAAACGAAAAUAAAUAUAUAUUUGGCAAGUAUAUACUUUUCACGAGAGUUCAAUAGAAAAAAAAAAGUUAU